UCGUCUUUCUUCAUUACAAAAAAUAGUUUCCAAAACUAAAAACAUCCUUCUGUUCGUUCGUAUAUAUAUAGAUAGAUUCUUCUGCUCACUCAUAUCUUUCGCUGGCUGUUCGUUUCCUUUCCUUUCCUUUUUGCCAUUUCCAUUUCCAUUUCCUUUUUUCCUUUCUUAUCUCUCCUCCUUGCUUUCUUCAGCAAAUAUAUCACAUCUCUCUCUCGCAAGUAUUUCUUCAUUAGCGAUUUCUCAAUACAUAAAAGUUUAUUUUGUUUUUGGUCAUUGUUUUCAUAAUCACCCAUUGUCUUCUUAUAGAAACCAGUUUUCUUUCAUGCAAAAUACCUUUGUCUUGUAAUUUAUAGCUGUUCAAUACUGAGCCCAAAUAUUACACACCAUGUUAUUUGAACUCAGUAGUUGUCAAACUGGGUUUCCUUGAAACCACUGCUUAUGAUCAAUGAAGAGACGUUCCUAGAGAUCUAAGGUAAGGAUCUUUCUUUCUUCUCCUCAAGGCAAGAUCAGGAAUAUAUGCAGAUGGAGCCAAUGAAGUCAAAGAUUAGAGGGAUGUUUACUCAGGGGAAUAAGGAGGACUCUUUUGUUGGCAGAGGCAAUAUGAAUAUUGUUGACGAAUGGGAAAUUAGGCCAGGAGGAAUGUUAGUUCAAAAGAGAACUACUGCUGAUUCCAAUCACAAUUCUGUUCCUGUUUCCACUAUUAAAGUUAGAGUCAAAUAUGGUUCUUCAUUUCAUGAGAUUAGUAUCAGUUCACAAGCAAGCUUUGGGGAACUGAAGAAAAUGCUAGCACAACACACAGGAGUGCACCAUGAGGAUCAAAAGCUGAUAUACAAGAAGAAAGAGAGAAACUCCAAGGCGUAUUUAGAUACCGCAGGAGUCAAAGAUGGAUCCAAAAUUGUGUUAACUGAGGACAUUACCAGCCGCCAAAGGCGGUGUCUUGAGAUGCUUAAAACUGCUAAAAUAAAAAAGGGUUCAAAGUCAUUGCAACAGAUCACCGUGGAUGUUGACCGACUUGGCGAAAAGGUGACAUCCUUGGAAACAACUUCUAAAGGAGGAAAAAUUGCAGAGAAAGAUGUGGAGGAAUUGACUGCGAUGUUGAUGGAAAAAUUAGUAGCAUUGGAUGGAAUUUUUGUUGAGGGAGACUUGAAGUUGCAGAAGAGAAUGCAGGAAAGGAGAGUUCAACAGUACAUUGAAACUCUUGAUAAGCUGAAGUUAAACUAUUCUACUGCUGAUAGCAAUGGAGGAAAAAUCCCAUUGCAGCAACAAGAUAAUUCAAUGGGUAAAAUGCCAAUACCAAAGCAAAGGCCAAUUCAAAGCGAAGGACGCAAAAUCCCAUUGCAGCCACAAGAUAAUUCAAUAGGCACAACGCCAAUAGCAAUGCAAAAGCAGUCAAUUCAAAGAAAUGGAGGCAAAAUCCCAUUGCAGAAACUCGAAAAUUCAACCGGGAAAAUGCCAAUACCAAGGCAGAAAGAGUCAGUUCAAUCCAAGCAGCAGAAUGCUACAAUGCAAAUGCCAACACAGCAGCAGCGACCGAUAUUGAGGCAUUCUGAGUCUUUUGUGGUGACAACAACAUGGGAAACUUUUGAUUAAGCUGCGGAGCUAAUGUUUCUGCGAGUUCUAAGCUGAAUUGGGAACAGUUAAAAGAAAAAAACCGGUUAGCGAUGCGUGGGUCUCCAUUCUUAGAUGUUGUCAGUCUCUCUGGUUCCUUUACUCAUUCUUGCUGUUUUAGGUUUAUGAUCUGUUUUUAUUUUUAAAUAAACUAAAUUGGCUCUUUGCAAAUUGUAUAUAACAUAUAGCAAAAUAUGGUGCAUAGCAAAGGAAGGAUUGUUUUUUAUGCACUACAACAUGUUAUAAGAGUAGUUAGAAAUUGGGGC
Molecule: messenger RNA, 1874 nt
Organism: Populus nigra (black poplar)
Lineage: Eukaryota; Viridiplantae; Streptophyta; Magnoliopsida; Malpighiales; Salicaceae
Product: BAG family molecular chaperone regulator 2-like
Exons: 4
Coding region: 517-1590 (357 amino acids)
Biological process (GO): protein stabilization
Cellular component (GO): cytoplasm
Molecular function (GO): protein-folding chaperone binding; adenyl-nucleotide exchange factor activity
Source: RefSeq, a predicted model, not a curated record